AUGUCUGCAUCCAAAGAAUUUAGACUUGUUGUGGUAGGUCCACCGGUUGUAGGUAAAUCUGCGUUGACCAUUAGGCUCACGCAAAGCGAUUUUGCCAAUGAAUACGACCCCACCAUUGAAGACUCCUAUAGAUACUAUUGCACAAUUGAUGAUAUUCCAGCCUCGCUUGAUAUACUAGAUACAGCAGGACAGGAAGAAUACUCGUCAAUGAGAGAUUUAUAUAUGAAGACCGGUGAAGGGUUUUUACUGGUUUUUUCAUUGACAGACAGACAAACCUUUGAAGAAAUUUCCACUUUCUACAAUCAAAUUCUGAGAGUUAAGGGGGAAACUGUGGAGUUUGUUCCUAUGAUGCUAGUUGGUAACAAGAACGAUUUGGUGGAGGAAAGACAAGUGUCACGUGAAGAAGCUGUUCAACUUGCAAAGAAGUUUGAUUGUGCAUACAUUGAAACAUCUGCCAAGACAGGUGAUAACGUUGUGGAGGCAUUCCAUGGUGUUGUUAAGAUGGUUAUGCGUGGUGGUCUUUUAGGCGUUGGUUUGGAGAAAACCCUGUAUCCUUCUGAAGAAGAGGAAAUACAAGCAAAAGAACAACUAAGGGCAAAGCAACAGGAGUCCUCAAAUAAGAGUCACUCCGUUCAAGAGAUUCAUCAAGACGAAAAUCAAGGCACUUCAACCCAAAAUCCAUCAAAUAUAAAUAAUUCUCAGAAAGAGUACUCCAAUAAAGCCAGCUCAAACCCUCCAAGGAAUGUUCAAGCAGAUUCCAACGGCACUGGUACUGGUACUGGUGCAAAAAGUGGCGGUGAAGGUGGCUGUUGCGUUAUUAUGUAA
Messenger RNA from Pichia kudriavzevii, 825 nucleotides. RefSeq lists its product as uncharacterized. The coding region runs from base 1 to 825 and encodes 274 amino acids. Gene Ontology annotation, cellular component: plasma membrane. The transcript has a single exon. Lineage: Eukaryota; Fungi; Ascomycota; Pichiomycetes; Pichiales; Pichiaceae. The record is from RefSeq and is a predicted model, not a curated record. Gene Ontology annotation, molecular function: GDP binding; GTPase activity; GTP binding. Gene Ontology annotation, biological process: signal transduction.